Procambarus clarkii (red swamp crayfish) is the source of this 4583-nucleotide messenger RNA. It is a transcript of the gene Med, whose product is annotated as Smad/Smad4 homolog Medea. NCBI's taxonomy places the organism in Eukaryota, Metazoa, Arthropoda, Malacostraca, Decapoda, Cambaridae. The record is from RefSeq and is a predicted model, not a curated record. Gene Ontology annotation, biological process: transforming growth factor beta receptor signaling pathway; regulation of transcription by RNA polymerase II; SMAD protein signal transduction. Gene Ontology annotation, cellular component: heteromeric SMAD protein complex. Gene Ontology annotation, molecular function: I-SMAD binding; DNA-binding transcription factor activity, RNA polymerase II-specific; RNA polymerase II cis-regulatory region sequence-specific DNA binding.
UAAUUCCCAGACUUAGAGAGGGAGGUUAUAUGAGGGCAGGAGUGUGUGUGAGGUAGUGAGGUAGAGGGCGUGGAGCCCAUAAAUGCUGCCCCCCACCAAUUAAGCUGGUCAAUCCGACAUGGUAGCGGCGGCGGCGAGCGGCGAUUGUUUCAGCUUUGUUUUGCUUCGCCUCGCCAGGAAUUACGAAAUCCCCAAAUAAUACAAACCUUUCCGCGAGGGAGUUUACGUGUUGGGUGUGUUAGAGGUGUGAGGGUGCGUACGAGUGAGCGGGGAGAUGGUUGAUGAGUGAGGGAGAUGGUGACAGGGUGAGAGGAGAGGGAGAGAGAGAGGGAGAGAGAGAGGAACCAAAGGGGGGGACCCCCUCACGCCAGCCACCACUACCACCACCUCCAAGACGUCAUUCCUACCAGACAAUGGUCAUUUAAACCACUGCUGGUCAUUUGCCACCUCCUGCAAGAUGCCAGCUCCCUGGCUCUAGUCUCCUCGUGUGCUGGUAGCCCGUCUGGAUUUAUCUUCUGAAGAUGACUGCAGCCCCAACCUCUGCUGAUGCAUGUUUGAGCAUCGUCCAUUCUCUCAUGUGCCAUCGACAAGGGGGAGAAUCGGAGGGGUUUGCCAAAAGAGCUAUUGAAAGUCUUGUUAAAAAGCUGAAGGAGAAGAGGGACGAGCUGGACUCCUUGAUAACGGCAAUUACAACCAAUGGAUCUCAUCCUAGCAAGUGCGUCACCAUACAACGCACUCUUGACGGCAGAUUACAGGUAGCGGGCCGAAAAGGAUUUCCUCAUGUGAUAUACGCUCGCAUUUGGCGAUGGCCAGAUCUGCAUAAAAAUGAACUUAAGCAUGUUAAAUACUGCCAAUUUGCGUUUGACCUAAAAUGUGACUCGGUGUGUGUGAACCCCUACCACUAUGAGAGAGUGGUUUCACCAGGAAUUGCAGACUUGACUGGACUGAGCCUGCAAGGUGCAUCUACAGGUCAGCUGGUGAAGGAUGAGUAUGGAAUACGUAUGGAUUGUGAAGCGAGUGGAGGACCUGGCAGUGUUGGAGAACCGUCCGUCACUCCAGGUCCCUCGGGGCUCUCUGCCAUAUCUCAUCAACCGUCGGGUCCACAGCCAGGACCUACGUCUUCUCAGCCAGCCGGACCUCAAGCUAGCCCUACGUCCUCACAGGCAGGAAGUCUUCACCAAAGUGUGGUGAGCAACCCGCAACAGACCAUACCUCAUCAUCCCGUGUCACACCAACAGUCGUUCUCUCUGCUGUCACCUACAGGCAGCACAUCCAGUCACAUGUCACAAGGGCUUCAGUCCCCAACUCCAUCUACUCCAGGUUCCCAGCAGUUCUUUCCUGAUGCUGUCUCUCCAGUUAGCAUGGGUCCGUUGUCACCCCACCUUCAGCAGCAGCAACAACAGUCGCAGCCACAUCAGCCACAGCAACUACAACAGCAGCAACAGCAACAACAAAAUGGGUUUGCAGUAUUGACUGGUGGAACGGGCGCCAACUCUAGAACAGUCCAAGGAGGCCCAGUGACGUCCCAGUUCGGGCAAGCCGCUGCGUCGCCCCAGCAGGUCUCGCCUCAUUCUGUUACCACACACUCCAUGUCCUCGCAGCCAAAUUGGAGCGGCCAAAACACACUAUCGUAUACUCCCAACAUGAUGAAUGAUCGACAGAACCACAGCUUCUGGGACCAACAGCAGUUGAUGCAAGACGUGCAGGUUGCGCCGCUCUCCUCACAGCCGGGCCCGGAGUUUUGGUGCUCCAUAGCGUAUUUUGAGUUAGACACCCAGGUGGGUGAGACUUUUAAGGUGCCCUCCAGUUGUCCAGCAGUUACUGUGGAUGGUUAUGUGGAUCCCUCUGGUGGCAAUCGUUUUUGUCUUGGAGCGCUCAGUAAUGUUCACCGGACGGAACAAAGUGAGAGGGCUAGAUUGCACAUUGGUAAGGGAGUUCAGCUGGACCUGAGAGGCGAAGGAGAUGUGUGGCUGCGUUGCUUGAGUGACCACAGUGUUUUCGUCCAGAGCUACUAUCUCGAUCGUGAAGCUGGCCGCUCCCCGGGUGAUGCUGUACACAAGAUAUACCCGUGUGCUUGCAUCAAGGUAUUUGAUUUGAGUCAGUGCCACCGGCAGAUGCAGACUCAGGCAGCUACGGCUCAGGCAGCAGCUGCGGCACAGGCAGCUGCUGUUGCUGGACAGAUCUCGGGCCCAGCUACUGUAGGUGGAAUUUCUCCGGGUAACCUCUCGGCUGCAGCAGGAAUUGGCGUGGAUGAUCUAAGAAGACUGUGUAUCUUGCGUCUAAGCUUCGUGAAGGGCUGGGGCCCAGAUUAUCCUCGACAGACCAUCAAGGAAACGCCGUGCUGGAUUGAGGUUCACCUUCACCGUGCACUUCAGCUUCUGGACGAAGUCCUCCACACCAUCCCUCUCGACGGUCCGCGUCCUCUCGAGUGAUGUAACGCGCCAUUGUGGGAUGUGCAGACUAUCACUUCAGAGGAUGAUCAACAGGAUGAUGAUCAACUCUCACUUAUGAUACAAGAUGUACAUGGUGAAGAUCAGUUGAUCUUUUUGCCCUUUUUCAUGUGAAUGCAUAUCCCCCAAGUAAGGCAAUGUGCAAAUACCAAGUUCACACACACACACACGUAUAUAUAUGCCCAUGGUAUUCUCCAAGCGAGAAUAUACAUAUACACACUUGCAUGACCCAUGUAAUGGGCUGCGUCAGAAAUAUAAGUCUGGAAAAUGCUGUACAUCUAUAGAUGUUGUGUUGAAGCACAAUUUGGUUAUUGUCUUAGUUGUGUUAAUGAUGGUAUGUAAGAGCUUGGGUGUAGUUUUUAAAACCAUCAAUCUAAUGUUUGGUAAGUUGAACACUUUUGAGUAUAUGGGGAGUUGGUGCAAGGUUAAUUUUCCCAUUCAUUUCAUAGUAAAAUCUAGCUCAGCUUUUGUAUCACAGUUAGUCUUGUCACUGAUAUUGCUGCAUUUACUAUGUUGGAUAUUGUAUGUUAAAUAUCGAUUUAGUAGGUUAAAAUAUCAGAUUUUGAACACAUGAUGAUUCAGUCUCCUGUUUGUAUUACAUGACUGUUGAUGCCUGGUGUGUCAAUUUUAUGAAUGGGACCUUAAUAGUUACCAGAAAUUGCUAUUUAGUCAGUGACUAGGGAGGCUUGUAAAUAAACUAGAUCCUUGUUCUUCCUACCUAUUCUGCACUAGCUAAAUGCACAAGAUUAUAUCUGGUUCAGAAUCAGUCCUCCCCCCCCCCAUUUUUUAAUUGUCUAUAUAAUAGAAUCUGUGGUAGUGCUCUAAUAAUAGAAAAUGAAUAUACCAAUCUAUAUGCUUGUACUCUACCUGGUAUGUGUAAAUUGUUGCAUUGCUGUUUUACUGGGUUAUGCACUUUGUGCUGCCUAUUCUCUCACGAGCACAUGAACGAUGUGGGACGUUGUAUAGCUUAGGAUAGGAUGGUGGGGGAGGUGGGUGGGUGGGGAGUGGGGGGGGGGAAUGCCCAAUGUCUUUGUAAGAUCUACUUUUACAUAUAGCUUUCAUUUUUUUUAUUGCCGAGCACUUUUACUAUAACUAUGUAUAUGCUUAACCCCAAUUUGUGCCAGAUUCCCACCACAUUAUAAUAGUCGUGCGUGACUAUGUUUCUCUGUGUACAAGGACUGCGUUAUAGUACAGGAGAUGGUGGAGGAAUAAGGUCUAGUUUAGAAAUGUUCUGAUAUUGACUAAAUCGAUGCAAAGCGUAUUAUUAUUAUUAUUAUAAUUAUUGUUAUUAUUAUUAUUAUUAUUAUUAUUAUUAUUAUUAUUAUUAUUAUUAUUAUUUGAUUAAAUGAAAGCCAAAGAGGCUAUGCUCCAGUGGAUAUGUUGCCAUAAUCCUGGAUGACGUCUCCUGUCAUUGCAAUUUUAAAUGCUUUAAUUGCUUUAUAUUCCAGAAAAUGAAAUGUCUCCAAAAUCAUGUACAUCUAGGGCUUAAAUACUUCGUUCUGACCUACUUUUCCUUUUCAAGUUUUCUGGGUCUUGAUAUAAUUUAUGAAAUAAGGUAAUGAUACGUAAAUCUCGUGUUGUGAAACCAAUUGAUUGUUACGUCCGUGGUAACUACGGGCCAAAUAUGUAAAGCAAACGCUGUUAACUGCUAACUAUUAUCCUAGAGAGUUGGCGGCUCAAGUGUGGUGAAAGUGCAAAGAACAAUUUAAACCUCAUGAUACUGUAAUUAUGUUUCUGAGAGGAAGUGGUGUAGUUGACAUUGAGAGAUUAAUGUUUUUUCUUUGCAUUUGUGUUCUAAAUACAGUAAAUGAAAACUGAAGAUAAAGAGAGAGAGAGAGAGAGAGAGAGAGGCAUAAAUGGUUCAAAAUUAGGUUUAGCAUUUUAUCUGGCCCCUGACUAGUAAAUUUUUAGUUCUAGGAUGUGGAUGGUGACAUACAGGGGUAAGUGGUCUCUGUAUGUUUAGAAAAAAAAUAGUAGUGUGUAUGUACUGAAUUACUAUAUAUCAGUACUAUACUUUUACUUUUUUGUAUAAUUAUUUUAAUUGUUAUCUUUUGUACCAUACUUAUUAUCAUAUAAGUAAUAUUACAAAUUAAUGUGGAAUUUUUUCUUUUAUGAAAUACAUGAAAAUUUUAA